Messenger RNA from Seriola aureovittata, 4319 nucleotides. It is a transcript of the gene carm1, whose product is annotated as coactivator-associated arginine methyltransferase 1. The record is from RefSeq and is a predicted model, not a curated record. Gene Ontology annotation, molecular function: protein-arginine N-methyltransferase activity. Lineage: Eukaryota; Metazoa; Chordata; Actinopteri; Carangiformes; Carangidae. The transcript has 16 exons. Gene Ontology annotation, biological process: peptidyl-arginine methylation. The coding region runs from base 76 to 1821 and encodes 581 amino acids.
CAGUCUGCCUCCAGCAGAGAGCAGUGCUUGCUUGGAUGUGAGCGUCACCGACCUGUCUCGACUUCCAGAUCGAAGAUGGCGGUCUCGGUGUUCCCCGGCGUGCGGCUCCUCUCCAUUGGAGACGCGAAUGGAGACAUACAGCGACACUCAGAGCAGCAACCCCUGCGGUUAGAAGUCAAAACCUCACAAGAUGCUGCCCUCAUCAAUCUCUCCAAUGGAGAGGAGGCGAGUGUGUUCAAGUGUUCGGUUUCCAGGGAGACAGAGUGCAGCCGCGUGGGGAAGCAGUCGUUCAUCAUCACACUGGGCUGCAACAGCGUCCUGCUGCAGUUCUCCUCACCUGCAGACUUUCAGUCCUUUUAUAAUCUCCUGAAGAACUGUCGUGGGCAUCUUGGUGAGCGCUCAGUCUUCAGUGACAGAACAGAGGAGUCCUCUGCUGUACAGUACUUCCAGUUUUAUGGCUACCUCUCCCAGCAACAGAACAUGAUGCAGGACUACGUUCGGACAGGGACUUACCAACGGGCUAUUCUCCAAAACCACAGCGACUUCAAGGACAAGGUUGUGCUGGAUGUUGGUUGUGGCUCGGGGAUCCUCUCUUUCUUUGCAGCUCAAGCUGGAGCCAGGAAGGUCUACGCUGUGGAGGCCAGCACCAUGGCACAGCACGCCGAGGUGCUGGUGAACAGUAACCGUUUAGGGGAGCGUGUGGUCGUCAUCCCGGGGAAGGUGGAGGAGGUGACGCUGCCGGAGCAGGUUGACAUCAUCAUCUCAGAGCCAAUGGGCUACAUGUUGUUCAAUGAGCGCAUGCUGGAGAGCUACCUGCAUGCCAAGAAGUUCCUCAAACCCAAUGGUAAAAUGUUCCCCACUAUCGGUGACGUGCACCUGGCCCCCUUCACAGACGAGCAGCUCUACAUGGAGCAGUUCACCAAGGCCAACUUCUGGUACCAGCCCUCCUUCCACGGUGUAGACCUCUCUUCCCUGCGGGGGGCAGCUGUGGACGAGUACUUCCGCCAGCCGAUCGUGGACACGUUUGAUAUCCGUAUUCUGAUGGCCAAGUCGGUCAAAUACACAGUCAACUUCCUGGAGGCCAAAGAAGAGGAUCUUUACAGGAUAGAGAUUCCCUUUAAGUUCCACAUGAUGCACUCUGGCCUGGUCCACGGCCUCGCUUUCUGGUUUGAUGUGGCAUUCAUGGGAUCAGUGAUGACAGUAUGGCUGUCCACGGCACCCACAGAGCCGCUCACCCACUGGUACCAGGUGCGCUGUCUGCUGCAGUCUCCCCUCUUCACCAAGGCUGGGGACACUCUGUCCGGCACUGCACUGUUGGUGGCCAACAAAAGACAAAGCUAUGACAUCAGUAUUGUUGCCCAGGUGGACCAGACAGGAUCAAAGUCCAGCAAUCUCCUGGACUUGAAGAACCCCUUUUUCAGGUACACAGGCACCUCCCCCAACCCUCCUCCUGGCUCACACUACACCUCCCCAUCUGAGAAUAUGUGGAACACGGGGGCAGCCUACAGCAUGAGUCAGGGGAUGGCUGUAUCAGGGAUGCCUGCAGCUUAUGACCUCAGUACAGUCAUUGGCAGUGGCCCGGCAGUGUCUCACAACAACCUCAUCCCUCUAGUGAACACGGGGAUUGUAAACCACACCCACUCCAGGAUGGGCUCCAUCAUGAGCACAGGAAUUGUCCAGGGAGCCACCACGGGUCAGUCGGGCCCCAGCAGCAGCGGUACUUACUAUCCCGUCACCAACCAGUUCACCAUGGGGGGCGCUGCCAUCUCCAUGGCCUCACCUAUGGUCAUCCCCAGCAACACCAUGCAUUAUGGCAGUUAAGACGAGGACUUUGCCAAGACCUCUUCGACCUCCCAGUCCCUGCAUGACAAGAGACCCCUCCCCCCUCCCCCCUCCCCCUCCCAGUGGAGCCCCCCUCAGUCCGCCACCCAUCCACCCUUCAGCCCUGACUGAUCCACCAAUCCGCAGCCAAAACCAAUAUACCAAAACCAGUGCUGUUCCGGCACUUCCUCCCCUUGUUCGUCACCCACAUCCUUCUCCGUUCAGUCCAUCACUUUAUGAACGAUAUGAACAGUCAAACGCUCUCAUAUCCGUCCAGACUCUUGUCUUGCUAACAGAUGAAACCUCCUUUUCCUUUUCUCCUUGGAUUCAUCGGGACUGCAACACAUGCACAGCUGAGAUGCACAGCAGUUAUCAUCGACCCCCUCCCUGGGUUUUCACCUUCCCGCCGUCCCAAUCCCUCCAACCCCUCUUCUUUUUUUAACAUCAUGAUUCCCCCAAAGUGUUUCCCCAAACCCCCUUUUUCCCUAAGAACCGACUUAUUGCCAGAUACCAGCAUCAGUCCGUUCCCAAAAUUCCCCACACUUCUAGGACACUAUUAUUAUCAUCAACACUCAUCUCUGAGCGACCAUCUGGGCUUUUCAUAUCGGACACAAUCUUCAAAAGCCUCUCCGCACUUCUCUCAAGAGACUGACUCAAGCCAGACUGAAUGGUUCAUUUUAAAGUAUCAGUUCACACAAAUCACAAAACACAUUUUCCCUCUUUGCUCCGUGUAGAUUGUUUGUUUUUAGGCAGAGGCAGAUAUAUCAGAGAACUGAAGCUGUCUACAUACCUGAGGAGGAGGGUCAAAGCUCCUCCCAUCACCCCAAUCUGUGGUUGUACUUAAAAGCAGUGGUGUUGAUGCAUUCCACUAAGGUUCACAUUUACAUCAGGGUUUUGGGAGAACGCUGGUCACCUUCCAUGAUUAGUGAGGAGAUAAAUCAUCUGUUGUCUGCAGGAGAAAAUCAAAACAAUGAGAUGAAAGAAGCUACAAGACUCGGUUAAAGUGAGGGAGUUACUGUAAAAAUAUUGAUUAGUGCUGCUUUAAAUGUAUUUGUACACCCACACCUGUGAUGUGGUUAUCCUAGCUUAGCUGGAAACCUGGUCUCUCCCUGUGUCUAUCCAAAAAAUCCAAAGCUGUCGUAGUUUGUAUCUUCAUACAUAACACGUUGAAAUGAAACUUUUCGGAGCAGUUGUGUUGGGAGUCUUUUUCUUCAGCAGCAGCAGCUGGAUGCAGGGUCUGCACGCAGCUUCUCAAAAGGUCCUGUCCUCAUGCAUGUUGUGGGGUUGCCAGGUUUGAGCACCGUCCAAAGUGAACUAAAAGCCAGGUGACACUUUUUAUCGUCUCUUGCAACCAAUUUAAAAAAAAUGACUUCCUGGAAAUAAUAUUUUGUCUGAUUUGUCUGACAGAGCUCGGCUAUCUCUAUAUAUAUCUCUGUAGUAGACACACUGAAACCUAAUUAAUGUGUCUUUUAGUCACCGAAAGGAGCAUAUUUUCUAAAAUGGUGGAAGUCGGGUUAAGGCCUCAGAAUGAUUCAAAUGUGUUGUAAGAUGAAAUUUAAAGGGAAAAGUGUUUUUAGCUGUUCUGAAUGGCCACACUGGUCACAGCCUCCUCGUGGCUGUGUCCCACUGUCUCUGUGGUCUCCCGACAGACUCUGUCUUUCUAGUCUCAUUGCAAUGAAUUGCACAACGCCGUCAGUCCCCUGGUUGUACACAAAAUCUCACAGUAGUAGCUGUGUGAAUAAUGAAGAAUGCGACCUUGAGAUAGAAGCUCAAACCCUGCUCUCCAUGGAAGAUGACCAGUGGGACACUCUCCCAGACACCUGUUGUCUUUGUUCAUGCUCGAACACUUUAGUCCUAUAAACCUGAAACGAGCCGUCUGCUGCUCCCAUCACCCGCCCUCGUUUUUAGCUGAGAGGACGUCGCAGCUUCUCCUCCCCGGCCAGGUUACUUCAGCUGCUGGAGGAAGAAGAUUUAACAAACCCGUUAAGGACCAAUAAACCCAGGCGGCAGCCCGCUGGCUGCUGGAGCGAGGAGAGCUGAGCUGUACUGGCAGCGUCCUACUUCACAUCCUUGCUUCCUUCCCUCGCUUUUCCUCCCGGCCUCCUUUGAGACUGUGAGACUGUCGCAAAGAGACUUCAUCGUCGAGGCGUGGGAGAGCGGGCCUGUCCACCCACCUCCCUCCUCGUCUGUUCACUAUAUAUGACCGCCAGCAUAUCAUACCCCCACCCAUCACACCCGACGCCCUUGUCCCCUUUUAUUAGUCAAGGAGAGAAAGACUGACACAUGUAUGCAUUGCUUCCAGUGUCACAACUACUGGACUCGGUUUAUUUGGAAUUUAUGAGUUAGCAAAUUUUAAGAGCUGAGAAAAAAUGUCUCUUUGUAGGAUUAACCUUUUUUGUUGUCUUUAUUUUGUUUUGUUUUUUUUCUGUCACAAAAAACAACAAUUAAAAAAAGAGAGCAAAUUAAAUGUGGUGGAGAUGUUCCAAACCCAUCCUGGA